This is a messenger RNA of Fusarium musae, 735 nucleotides long. It is a transcript of the gene COX4, whose product is annotated as Cytochrome c oxidase subunit 4. NCBI's taxonomy places the organism in Eukaryota, Fungi, Ascomycota, Sordariomycetes, Hypocreales, Nectriaceae. Bases 1 to 735 code for a protein of 244 amino acids. Gene Ontology annotation, biological process: mitochondrial electron transport, cytochrome c to oxygen. The record is from RefSeq and is a predicted model, not a curated record. Gene Ontology annotation, cellular component: mitochondrial envelope. The transcript is spliced from 4 exons.
AUGGGUCCAUCCUUCAACUUCGACCCAAAUCAGCCCAUUCCUCACAAAUCCCUCGACAACACCUCUCUCAGCCCAUCCCGAGUCAUCCUCAAAGCUCGACCCCAUUGCCCGGCGCAAACCAUCAACAGAAUGUUCCUGCAACGCUCCGCCCUCACUGCGGCUCGCCGCGUCGCCGCCCGACCUGCUGUCGCUCGCACCUUCACCACCUCUUUCGUCCGCCGAGAUGCUGCCCGUCCUGCCACCCCCAACGAGCAGGCCGCUGCUCUUGCUGGCACCGCCGAGAAGAAGGUCGGCUCCUACAAGACUCUAAAGGAGAUCCGAACUGAGGAGGAUCUCUUCGGCCCUGGUGCCGCCCCCGGAACCGUCCCUACCGAUCUCGAGCAGUCCACCGGUAUCGAGCGUCUCGAGAUUCUCGGUAAGAUGGAGGGCGUCGACAUCUUCGACAUGCGCCCUCUUGACGCCAGCCGCCUCGGAACGAUGAAGGAUCCCAUCAUGGUCCGAUCCGCUGGUGAGGAGCAGUUCGCCGGCUGCACUGGUUUCCCUGCCGACUCUCACAACGUCCACUGGCUCGGCAUCACCCGCGAGCGCCCCAUCGAGCGAUGCCCCGAGUGCGGCAGCGUCUACAAGAUGGAUUACGUUGGUCCCGAGGACGAUCACCACCACCACCACCCUCCUGAGUUCGAGGAGCCCAAGACCUUUGCCGAUUACAUCAAGCCCGAGUACCGAUACAAAUAA